GAAAAAUAUCCCUUAAUUUUUUUUUAUCAAGCUUUGUAUCAAUAAUGGUUAAGAAAGUUGUUGAUUCUCGAGUACAUACACUCAUCAAGAAUUGUGUACAGACAAAGCAUAGAUCUUUCUUUGUCAUUGUAGGUGAUAAAGGAAAAGACCAGGUUGUAAAUUUACACUGGCUUUUAUCCCAAGCCCAAGUUACUAGUCGACCUUCUGUUUUAUGGUGCUAUAAGAAAGAAUUGGGAUUUACAAGUCAUCGUAAGAAACGUGAGAAGAAAAUCAAAAACGACAUUAAGCGAGGAAUUCGAGAUGUCAACAAAGAGGAUCCUUUUGAACUUUUUAUUACCGUUACUAAUAUUCGUUACGCCUAUUAUAAGGAAACACAAAAUAUUCUCGGUAACACUUAUGGCAUGUGUAUUCUUCAAGAUUUUGAAGCUAUUACACCAAACACUUUAGCACGUACAAUUGAAACUGUUGAAGGUGGAGGUAUGGUAGUUCUUUUAUUAAAGAGUAUGAGUUCACUUAAGCAAUUAUAUACUAUGACUAUGGAUGUUCAUAGUAGAUAUCGUACCGAAGCCCACAACGAUAUUGUUGCACGUUUUAAUGAACGAUUUAUUUUAUCACUUGGAUCUUGUGAGACAUGUCUAGUUGUAGAUGAUGAAUUAAAUGUUUUACCUAUUAGUAUGGGUAAGAAUGUAAAGCCUUUAGCAAUCAAAUCAUCUGACGAAAAAACACCUGAAGAAAUUGAGCUUGCUGAAUUGAAAGAAUCUUUGGCGGAUACUGAACCUGUUGCAUCUCUUGUCAAGGGAGCACGUACCUUGGAUCAAGCAAAGGCAGUAUUGACAUUUAUUGAAGCAAUUUCUGAAAAAUCACUUCGUAGCACAGUAACUUUGACUGCUUCUCGUGGUCGUGGUAAAUCUGCUGCACUUGGUAUCGCUAUGGCUUCUGCUGUUGCUUAUGGCUACUCUAAUAUUUUUGUCACGUCACCUAGUCCAGAAAAUUUGAAGACAUUAUUUGAGUUUGUCUUCAAGACGUUUGAUGCCCUUGGAUAUGAGGAGCAUCUUGAUUAUGAUAUUGUUCAAUCAACAAACCCUGAUUUUAAUAAGGCUAUUGUUCGUGUGAAUAUAUUUAAACAACAUCGUCAAACAAUUCAAUAUAUUCAACCUCAAGAUGCACAUGUCCUUGGACAGGCUGAACUUGUAGUUAUUGAUGAAGCAGCUGCAAUUCCCUUGCCUUUGGUUCGUAAGCUUUUAGGUCCUUAUCUUGUAUUUAUGGCUUCUACCAUUAAUGGUUAUGAAGGUACUGGCCGUUCACUCUCACUCAAGUUAAUCCAACAAUUGCGUGAACAAUCUAGAGGAAUUCCAAUUAAGGAUAAGGAUGAUACAGAAGGUAUUGUUGUAAAUCGCGAUCUUCAAGCAAAGAAGGUAGAAGGAUCUGAUGGUGCAUUAACAGGCCGUUCUCUAAAGGAAGUUACACUUGAUGAGCCCAUCCGUUAUGCACCUAACGAUCCUGUGGAGAAAUGGUUGAAUAAGCUUCUUUGUCUUGAUGCUACUGUAAUUUCUAAAAACAUUCAAGGUUGUCCUCAUCCUUCAGAAUGUGAAUUGUACUAUGUCAACCGAGAUACCUUAUUUUCUUACCACCCUGUUUCAGAAACUUUCUUACAACGUAUGAUGGCACUCUAUGUAUCCAGUCACUAUAAAAAUUCACCCAAUGAUUUGCAAUUAAUGAGUGAUGCACCAGCUCAUCAUUUGUUUGUCUUACUUCCUCCAGUAAAUGCAAAGACCAAUAGUUUGCCUGAUCCUCUGGUUGUUAUUCAAGUAUGUCUUGAAGGUGAAAUCUCUCGCCAAACAGUUGUUAAUUCUCUUUCUCGUGGACAACGACCUUCAGGCGAUAUGAUCCCUUGGCUUAUUUCUCAACAAUACCAAGACGAUGACUUUGCUAGUCUUUCUGGUGCUCGUGUUGUACGUAUUGCUACACAUCCUGACUAUGCCAAAAUGGGUUAUGGUUCAAGAGCACUUGAAUUAUUAACCAACUUCUACCAAGGUAAAGCCAAUGAUUUAAGUGAAUCUACACAACCCCUGGAUGACGAAUCUUUGCCAUUGGUUGAGGAUUAUGAGCUUGAAAACGCCAAUCUCAAGACGGAUCAAGUCAAAGUUCGAGAUCCUAGUAAGAUGCCUCCUCUCCUUACAAAGCUAGACGAAAAACGGGCACAGCGUCUUGAUUAUCUUGGUGUCUCUUAUGGUCUUACAGCUUCACUCCAUAAAUUCUGGAAACGUGCAGGCUUUGUUCCACUUUAUGUACGUCAGACAGCCAAUGAUCUUACAGGCGAGCAUUCAUGUGUCAUGAUCAAGGCAUUGACAGAUACAGAGGACUCACGAGUGGCUAAUGCAGCAUGGCUUGAUGCCUUUGCUCGUGAUUUCUCAAAGCGAUUCAUUCAUCUUUUAUCCUAUAAUUUCCGCGAAUUUACAGCUGUAAAUGCUUUGAAUAUUCUUGACGGUGCCAAACAAGGACAAGAUAGCGAACAAGAAGAAACUCGUGAAUUAGACAAAGAAAGUCUGAGUCAUUUAUUUAGUCCCUAUGAUUUAAAACGUUUAGAAUCCUAUUCAAACAAUAUGCUUGAUUAUCAUGUUAUCUUGGAUAUGAUUCCUACAAUAGCUGAGCUUUAUUUCAGGGGUGAGAUGCCUACUGACAUUAAACUUUCUGGAGUUCAAAGUGCGAUCUUGCUUGGUAUUGGCCUUCAACGCAAAUCAGUUGAUCAACUUCAAGAUGAACUCAAUUUGGCUAGUAACCAAGUACUCGCUUUGUUUAUAAAGAUUGUUAGAAAGAUAUCAAACUAUUUUGCCAAGGUAGAAACAAAGGCUUAUGAAGAAACUGUGCCUGCACUCAAAAAGUCAGAUAAAACAAGUCAUAAGCGAGAUGCAGCAGAUGAUGAAGCAUGGAAACCAGUCAAGGAAGAUUUGGAAGCUGAUUUAGAAAAAGCUGGAGAAGAAGUGUUGGAUGAAUUAAAGGCUAAACAGCGUGAGCUUAUUGAUUCACUUGACCUUAGUAAAUAUGCUAUUGGUGGUACAGAUGAAGAAUGGGCUGCUGCUGGAGAUCGUGUUAAGGCACUCACUUCUGGUAAAAAGAGUGGAAUGAGUUCAGUUGUAAGUAUCAAGAAUGAGAACUCAUCUAAGAAGAGAAAAUUGGAGAGUGCACAACAGAUAUCUGAAAAGGAACAAAAGCGUCUUAUGGGUAAAGUCAAAUUGUCAAAAAAGGCAAAAAGUUCUUAAGAUUUCAGUAUAAUUUUUUUCCCCUUCUUCCUAUAUAUUUCUGUAAUAUAUUUUUGUUAAUAAAUUCAACAUGUGUCAUAUCAAAU
Molecule: messenger RNA, 3346 nt
Organism: Cokeromyces recurvatus
Lineage: Eukaryota; Fungi; Mucoromycota; Mucoromycetes; Mucorales; Mucoraceae
Product: GNAT acetyltransferase 2-domain-containing protein
Exons: 4
Coding region: 45-3260 (1071 amino acids)
Biological process (GO): rRNA acetylation involved in maturation of SSU-rRNA
Cellular component (GO): 90S preribosome; nucleolus
Molecular function (GO): ATP binding; tRNA binding; 18S rRNA cytidine N-acetyltransferase activity
Source: RefSeq, a predicted model, not a curated record